Alternaria atra is the source of this 1875-nucleotide messenger RNA. RefSeq lists its product as uncharacterized. Gene Ontology annotation, molecular function: RNA binding; pseudouridine synthase activity. Gene Ontology annotation, biological process: mRNA pseudouridine synthesis; tRNA pseudouridine synthesis. Lineage: Eukaryota; Fungi; Ascomycota; Dothideomycetes; Pleosporales; Pleosporaceae. The coding region runs from base 1 to 1875 and encodes 624 amino acids. The transcript is spliced from 3 exons. The record is from RefSeq and is a predicted model, not a curated record. Gene Ontology annotation, cellular component: nucleus.
AUGUCUGACAACGAAGGCCCGCGCCGCGAUAAUGAUUCGUCGAAUCGCGACAGGAGCGAUAAGAAGCGCAAAUGGGCCGACAAGGAUCGCAGAAAUGCUUCGAGGGGAGGAGGUGGACGGCACCAGCAUGGAAGCCGUCCGAAUAAGAAGAGAAAUAUGGGGCGUAAGGAACAUCAUUCUACCCAAUUAGACCGACGAGACCGCAAUGCCGAACAACAAGCCAAAUAUAAGGAGCAAGAGGAGAAGGGCGAGGACAGGCCGGCUCUGCCUGCAGCAUUCCCUGCAGAGGAAGUCGAGGCAGAAGAGCGCAGACCGAAGCGCAAAGUCGCAGUCAUGAUCGGCUACUCGGGUACUGGCUACAAGGGCAUGCAAAUCGACUACAAGCAAAAGACCAUCGAGGGAGACCUGUUCAACGCUUUUGUCGCGGCCGGCGCCAUAUCGAAGGCGAACGCAUCCGACCCCAAGAAAUCGUCUCUCGUUCGUUGUGCGCGUACCGAUAAGGGUGUACAUGCUGCAGGCAACAUUGUGUCGCUGAAGUUGAUUAUCGAAGAGGAUGAUAUUGUUGAAAAGAUCAACAGCCAUCUACCUGAUCAGAUCAGGGUGUGGGGCAUUCAACGAACCAUUGGCUCCUUCAGCUGUUACCAAGCAUGCGAUUCGCGAUGGUACGAAUACUUGAUUCCGACCCACUCGUUCCUCCCACCGCAUCCUUCAAGCUACCUAGGAAAAAAAUUGGAGGAGUUCGCGGAAAAGGAGAACGACGUUGAGGGAUACCGCAAGAGACAGGCUGAGGUAGCCAACUUCUGGCCUGAAGUGGAAGAGAAACACAUUAAGCCCAUUUUGGAUUCGCUCGACGACUCAAUACGGCCGCUCGUGCUCGAAGCACUGUACAACGUCGAUACCGUUGACGCGCCGCCUGGUGAAGACCGCAUAGUUGACGCCUCUAUCGACCACAUAGCCAAGCAAGAGAAGCCUGUGAAUACCGAAGCCGCUGAAGAGACCGCAAAACCAGACGGCGGCGAAGUUACCCCGAGUGAACAGACCGCAAACGAGGUCAAAGAAGCUAUAGAUACGAUACAGCAAAACGAUCCCAGCAUCACCCUCGACGGCUCCACUGACGGCUCUCGUGCCCUCCCCGAAGGCGUCAUCAACCAGCCCGUUCUCGAAGAAGCCAUCAAGACCCUGAAAAGGGCGUACCUAGACGUCAAGAAGGCGUACCGUAUCUCUCCUGAGCGGCAAGCACGCGUCCAAGCCGCACUUGACAAGUACCUCGGAACCCACCGGUACCAUAACUACACCGUGCACAAGAAGUACAAUGACAAGUCCGCCCAGCGCUACAUCAAGAGCUUCAAGGUCGCACCCAAGCCUAUUAUCAUCAACGACACAGAGUGGCUGAGUCUGAAGGUACACGGUCAGAGUUUCAUGAUGCACCAAAUCCGCAAGAUGGUGGGCAUGGCUGCGUUGACAGUACGAUGUGGUACCGACCCUGAGAUCAUGGACAAGAGUUUCGGCAAUGAAGUUGUCCGGAUACCUAAGGCGCCUGGCUUGGGCUUGCUGCUUGAGAGGCCGGUGUUCGAGUCGUAUAACGCGAAAUCAGCUAAGCAACAUGGACGUGAGACGAUUGACUUUGACAAGUACAACGACAAGAUCGAGGACUUCAAGGAGAAGGAGAUUUACCAGCGUAUCUUCCGUGAAGAGGCAGAGGGUAACCAGUUUAACACCUUCUUCACGCAUCUGGAUAACUACAAGGACCCGCAGUUCCUUUACCUGACCUCCGGUGGUAUUGAGGCCACGAAGAGGAAGCGAGAGGACAAGUCCACACAACAAAAGUACGAAGAGGACUCUGAGGAUGAGAACGCGAGUGGUGGAGAGGGUUAG